Culex pipiens pallens (northern house mosquito) is the source of this 3960-nucleotide messenger RNA. RefSeq lists its product as uncharacterized. NCBI's taxonomy places the organism in Eukaryota, Metazoa, Arthropoda, Insecta, Diptera, Culicidae. The record is from RefSeq and is a predicted model, not a curated record. The transcript is spliced from 2 exons. The coding region runs from base 11 to 3349 and encodes 1112 amino acids.
GGUUUCCCGUAUGAAGGAAACGAAGUGCAUGUUCUGCAGAAAGGCAGACAAGCACGAUCGUGGUUGGGAGGAGUGUUCUAAGUGCGGUUCGUGGGCUCAUACAAAGUGCUCGGGCGUGGAUGAAGAGUCGGAAGAAGAGUGGAUCUGUCCGAAGUGUGUCGACUCCGAAUUUCUGCUGAAAGUUCCGGGGAAUAAGACGAAGAAGUCGGGCGCCAUCAGCGAUUCGGGAACCGUCCCAGGCGCUAGUUCUGUUGCAGUUCCAACUGAAGAGGAGUUGGCUGAGGAACAGCGUGCCGAGCGGGAGGCUUUCGUGAAGCAAAUUGAGCUGCGCAAGAAACGUCUGGCGGAAAAGCUGGCCUGGAGCGAGCAGAGGAUGAAGGAGGAGGCGGAAAUGCAGGCGCUUGAGUUGAAAACUCAGCGCGAGAUCGAGCAGAAGCAGCUGGCGCACGAUCAGGAGAUGCUGCAGCGUCAGUUGUCUGUAGAGAAGGAGUUUUUAAAGAAACGGUCAGCUCUGAAGAAGCAGAUCGAUGCUAGCAAGGCCAAGGUCGAAGCGCUGAAGGCCGAGAAGUCCACGGAGCAGAAAGUGACCGACUGGUUGAAGGGCGGCGAGAACUCUGGAACUGGAGGGAAACCGAAGCCAAAGCCGAAACCGGAAGUCACUCCGGAGAGCAGCGAUCAUGAGGACUCUGGAGAAGAUAGCGAUUCGGUCAAGUCCGCAAAAGGUGGCGUCAAGAAGGGUGGCGGAUCGUUUGGCAACACUACUCGCAUCACGCGAGAGCAAAUGGCCGCGCGAAAGGUGGUGUCGCAUGCCUUGCCGAAGUUCAAGGGCGAACCGGAAGUCUGGCCGCUGUUCAUCAGUUGCUUCGAGCACACCACGGCAGCGUGUGGCUUCUCCAACAUCGAAAAUCUCACGCGGCUCGUAGAAGCACUUGACGGCGAGGCGCUGGAGAACGUGCGAAGCAGCCUAGUUUUCCCGAGUGCGGUGCCGGGCAUCAUCCAAGAUCUCCGAAACAUGUUCGGGAGACCAGAGAAGCUACUGAAAGCGUUGCUGGAGAAGGUGAGGCAGGCGCCGGCACCGCAUGCCGAUCGCUUGGGUACCUUCAUUAACUUCGGGAUGGUGGUGAAGCAGUUGUGCGACCACCUUGAAGCUGCAGGCCUGCAAGACCACCUGAACAAUCCCAUGCUGGUGCAGGAGCUGAUCGAGAAGUUGCCGCCUAGCUAUCAGAUGGAUUGGGUCAGGUUCAAGCGGGGCAACAAGGAGAAUCCACUGCGAAGGUUUGCGAACUUUAUGAAGGGGAUCGUGGACGACGCUUCGGAAGUGGCGGAUUUCUCACCCCAGAACUCGAGCGACAACAGCAAGCCAGAAAGAGGAAAGCCGCAUGGCAGAGCGUUCGUUCAUGUCCAUGAAACGGAGCUGAAUCAGGACGAAGCGCCGCGCAUCGAGAGACCCAGCAGGCCCUGCUGGUUCUGCAAGCGGGCGGAUCAUUUCAUCCGAUCCUGCGAGGACUUCAAGCGAAUGAACGUCGCGGAACGGCUGAGGGAAGUGGAGAGAUUGAAGCUGUGUGGCCGGUGUCUGAACAAUCACGGUUCUAGACCGUGUAACUUCAGGGGCCGGUGUACGGUGCCGAACUGCGUCGGCGACCAUCAUCCCCUCUUACACCGCGCGGAAGAGACGGUGCAGCUGCAGAAAGCGGAGAACUCGAGUCGUUCGGUGAUUUUCCGCAUGAUGCCAGUAACACUGCACGCCGGAAAGAGACAGUACGACACUGUAGCGUUCCUGGACGAAGGAUCGUCGGCGACGCUGGUGGAUGACGCCGUGGCCAAGCAGUUGAAGGCAGAGGGAGUUCCAGAGCCGUUGAUUGUCAACUGGACCGGAAACAUCAACCGGAUUGAGGACGGAUCGCGUAAGGUGGAGUUGAUGCUGUCAGCCAAGGGAUCGACAGAGAAGUUUCCGCUGUCGACGCGAACCGUUGGAGAGCUGCUUUUGCCACAGCAGGACGUGAACUACCCAGAAGUGGUAGGAAAGUACACGCAUCUGUCCGGCGUGCCGCUGGAAGAUCUUCCGUCAGGUGUACCGACGAUCCUGAUCGGAUUGGACAACCUGCAUCUGUUCGCGCCAUUGGAGUCACGAAUCGGCCAGCCUUGUGAGCCGAUUGCCGUGCGAUCGAAGGUCGGAUGGACGGUUUACGGAACGGAGAAGCGCAAACCGCGCAGAAGUGUCCAUUUGAAUGUGCACUCGGUGGUUCCAGUGAGCAGCAGUCAAGCGCCCGAAAAGCGGAAGGUGCCGGAUAUGCAGGACGGCAGAAAGCCGUCUACAGUUCCGGUUAGCGAGCCCAAGGAGACGCAAGCACGAGAGAUUCUGGAAGAAUCGACGACCACUCUGGGUCGAGAGCCGGAGAAGAACCCGGCACUGAAGGAGAAAAAUGAGCCCACGAAUCGCCAGCGGAACGAGGACUGCACAACCGAAGAUGAGCAGCUGGAAAAGCCGAGAGCGGCAGCGAGCGAACAUCGUUUGGACCCCGGGGCAGUUCCGAAUACCAACGGCCACGAGACGAGCAAGGCGCCAACGAAGAUGGUCCGGGAAAUCGUCAACAACUGCGCGGCUCAGCUGACGUGGGUGCGGACGACGUGGUCGGUCAAUCCUCCCCUGUCAUCUCACUUGGGAGAUGCUUGGGAGCGACUGAUGCGAUCGGUCAGUGAAGCGCUCAUGGCGCUAGACCAUGGGCGGCGGCUUAUGGACGAGAUCCAAAAGACUGCCAUCGACGAAGCGGAGAACGCACGUCCGCUUGCAUACGUGUUGCAGCAGUCGGACGAGGCUGAAGCGAUUUAUCCCAUAUCUUUUCAGCGAGAUGCUUCACCAAACCAACCGGGCGGGGCUCUACCGUCGCCACAUCCGGCGGUGGCUCUACGGGACACGUGGCAGCGUCCCAAACAGCUGGCCGGCGCAACAUGGAAACGACGAAGCGACGAGAACCUGCCAAGGCGGACGAGGUUCGGGAAGACGAUGUCGCGGGAGAGAAAUGCCCAGACCAAGGAGGGCAACGAACGGAAGUGCUGGAUUCGGGGCCCCGUGGACGAAUCGAUCGUGGGCAAGGACGAGUGGGUGAGCAAGGCGUGCGUGCGCACCGAAAGCGGCUGGUGCAAACGAGCGGUGGCAAAGCUGGCAGUGUCGGAGAUGCGAGUAGGUAACCCUAAACCGGAAGCGAACUCCCGGAUCGGGUUACGGGCCGGGGAAUGUUCCGACAACACUGCCACCCGAUCAGACACUGUCGCAGCAACGCCGCAAAUUGUUUCGACGCGACGCGUUGACAAUGACUGUCACGAGAGAGAGAGAGAGCGAGAGAGAUAGAGAGUAGAAAAAGUGCAAAGUCAACGUAAACAAACGUUCACAAGAAGUUAGAGGAAAGUGGAAAAAGUUUACGUGCAGCUAGAAGAUAGGAAGAUAGUGAGAAGUGUUGAAAAGUGCGCUUUUUUGUGCGAUUUGUGGAUUGAAUCCGGCGUGCAUGCAACACGAAGUGGACGAUCACAAACGAGGAGGUACAAUCACGAUCGAACGCAAGACUGUAGUACGGUUGCGCGACUAGAAAACGUUCCGAGGGAACAACAGAGGGCCGCUAGAUCACGGCCAAGAACGACACACAGACGGCAAGGCAGAAUUGGAUUCCGGCGGAGUCAGCAGGGAAUUUCAAUUGAACUUGUAAGUUACACUGAACAAAAAGUGCACGAUAGAUUUAAAAGAUUAAAAUGAUGAAUUUGGAUAGGAUUGUGGAUAGGACGGUUACAAGGAGCAGGAAAGGAUUUCCGGAAAGGAUCAAACUAAAAAAUGUAAGGAAACACACACGCACACACACACAUGUACAUUUACAAACACACUAAAAACUGUUCUUAAAUACAUUCAACAGUUUGAUCUGCUGCGAAGCGGCUGAUUCACAAAAUUUAGUUGGAUUAUUUCUACACCGU